UGCCACAAAGUUACCGGGCCAAGUUUAGUUUGCCAUCGGGAACUGAGCGGAAUGUCGAGCCGAAUUCUGGUAACGCAGCUCUCCCAAGAUCUUUCCUUGCCCGCUUGGCUAGAUCAACAGGAUCUGGAACGGUUGGUGAGGCAGGAGAUUCCAGAGUUUAGAAAAAUCGAUACCCUUCGUUGUAAAUGGGAGGUUCAACUGUCCCAGCCCGCUCUUUGUGUUCAGCUUCAAGUGCUCGUGGCGGAAAACAAGAAACGACAAGUAAAUUACCUAAUCAAGUCGCCUGAAUCGCUCUCAAUUGGAUUAAAGGUACCAAUUAAAGGGGAUUUCCAAGUGGAGCGUCACAUGUACGAAAUCGUGCUGCCCGCCCUGGAAGAGCUUUAUAAAAAUGCGGAUAAGAGCAUUCACUUUAGUCCUUCAGUCUUCAAGACAAAUCAAAAAUUCAACCAAAUCUAUUUAGAAUACAUCCUUAACAAGGGCUAUGCAGUGGCCAAUAGCCUCAAAGGUUUGUCCGUAACCGCCAUGGAAGGAGUACUCUCGAAACUGGCUGCUUAUCACGCCGGGACAGCUUGCUAUAUAGAGAGGAAUUCCGGAAAGUUUAGGGAGCUUCCAAAGCUCGGGAACCUCUUGAAAUCGGAUGGAGAGGUUGACGAACUGAAGGGCUUAUACCAAAUGAGGUUUCACGAGGGUCUCCGAUCAAACGACGCCAGGGAGUACGAAGAUAAGGUGAAAUCGUUUCAAAAGUAUGUGAAAGUGGAGGCGAAACUGGAUGCGAGAGCUUCCUUCAAUGUCAUUCUAAAUGGAUCCUGCUGGCCAAAUAAUGUACUCAUCCAAGUCGAUGCCUUUGGAAAUGUGAAGGAUUCACUGUUUAGUGAUUUUCACGCUGCAAAAUAUGGUCCAGCUAUCUACGAUCUUUUCAGCUUACUUCUGACGGCUCCAGCUGAAAAAUCUAGCAGAUUCGACGGAUAUGUGAAGUUCUACCACGACCAUUUAAUCGAAAAUCUAACACUUUUGAAAUUCCAAGGAAAGAAGACCAGUCUCACGGAUCUUCAAUUGGAUUUGCUAAAAUAUGGACAUUGGGGAUUCGAGUCUGCUACGGAAAUCCUGCCGAUAUUGCUCUCGGAUUUUGGCAGCAAUGACACUGAUGAGCUCUUUAAGAACCCAGUGUUCGGCGAGCAAAUUAGAGAAUUAUUGCCUUGGCUGGAGAAUCGCGGAUACAUUGAAGAAGAUUAAGCUGCAUUUACUUAGCAUAAAUCAAAAUAAGAUGCACAUUUAUCAGCUUAACAGAUUUGUAUAAAUAUUAUCUUAGAUAAGAUAAACGAUGUAUGCACAUUUUAUAGGGUACAUCACCAUUCUAGUAUAUGUGCGAAUAAACAUUAUCAAAAUACUAAUAAA
Molecule: messenger RNA, 1395 nt
Organism: Drosophila rhopaloa
Lineage: Eukaryota; Metazoa; Arthropoda; Insecta; Diptera; Drosophilidae
Exons: 4
Coding region: 52-1233 (393 amino acids)
Source: RefSeq, a predicted model, not a curated record